GCGUUGCUUGUUAACCCAACCCGUUGACUCCUUAGGUGGCCCAGGGCAGACUGGAAGGCCUCCUGAACUACCAAACAAUGGUAUCCGAGCUGACCGGCUUAGAGGUAGCAAACGCCUCACUUUUAGAUGAAGGCACCGCUGCAGCAGAAGCGCUCUCUUUGUGCUACAGACAAAACAAGAGGCGCAAGUUGCUGCUUUCUGAUAAACUGCAUCCGCAGACCAUUUCCGUGGUCCAAACCAGGUUGAACUCCUUGGGCCUGCAAGUGGAAGUGGUGAAUGUAUUUGAAGCGGAUUUCACCAAUCGGGACGUAUCUGGGGUUCUUUUCCAAUAUCCAGAUACCGAAGGAAAUGUGCUGGAUUUCAGCCAAGUGGCUGAAGACGCUCAUGCCAAUGGUAGUCUGGUCUGUUGCGCUACCGAUCUCCUAAGUCUCACGCUUUUGCGGCCACCAAGCGAAUUUGGCGCUGACAUAGCGAUUGGAACGUCCCAAAGACUGGGCGUGCCUUUAGGCUACGGCGGUCCUCAUGCUGGAUUCUUCGCCUGCAACCAAUCGCUGGUCCGCUUGAUGCCCGGCAGGAUGAUUGGGGUGACCAGGGAUGCGGCUGGACGAGACGGAUAUCGCCUAGCUUUGCAAACACGAGAGCAGCACAUCCGAAGAGACAAGGCGACCAGCAAUAUCUGCACUGCUCAGGCAUUGCUGGCUAACAUGUCGGCAAUGUUUGCAGUGUAUCACGGACCGCAAGGGCUCAAGGAUAUUGCUACAAAAAUUCACCACUUUGCCUUGGUACUUUCCCAUGGACUCAGGAAGGAUGGAACUGUGCUGACAAACGAGGCGUUCUUCGACACGUUGCGAGUGCAGCCGCAGCUGGACAUUGAGGACGUGAAGACCCGAUGUGAAGAAAAGGAGAUCAAUCUGCGCUACUACGAAGACGGGGCUGUGGGAGUCGCUCUGGACGAAACCGUCCAACCUGCAGACAUUGACGACAUUUUCCACGUGCUGGGAAGCUCGCAAAACUUCGCCAGCCUGGUCGAAGACCCGCAGGUCCGGACCCAAGCAAUCUACCGCAGCGACUUCAAGCGAACCUCCCCCUUUCUCACUCACCCAGUCUUCAACUCGCAUCAUUCAGAAACCCGCAUAGUGCGAUACAUGAAAGUCCUGGAAAACAAGGACAUUUCCCUGGUGCAUUCCAUGAUCCCCCUAGGGUCUUGCACCAUGAAGCUGAACUCCACCACUGAAAUGAUGCCGUGUUCCUUCAAGCAUUUCACGGAUAUUCAUCCAUUUGCGCCCCUGAACCAAUCACUAGGGUAUCACCAGCUGUUUGCCGAGCUGGAGAAAGACCUGUGCGCCAUAACAGGGUACGACAAGAUCAGCUUCCAGCCCAACAGCGGCGCGCAAGGAGAAUAUGCGGGGUUGAGGGCCAUCCAGUGCUACCACGAGGCAAGAGGAGACAAAAGGAGGGACGUGUGUUUGAUUCCAGUCAGCGCCCACGGGACUAAUCCAGCUAGCGCCCAGAUGGCUGGCAUGCGAGUGGAACCAGUGAAGGUGAAACACGAUGGGACAAUUGAUGUGGAGGAUCUUCGGGCUAAAGCUGAAAAGUUCCGAACCCGCCUGUCCUGCCUCAUGAUUACCUAUCCGUCCACCAAUGGGGUGUUCGAGGACACGGUGGCGGAGGUUUGCGAAAUAACGCACAAGAAUGGAGGGCAGGUUUACCUGGAUGGGGCCAACAUGAACGCCCAAGUGGGGCUUUGUAGGCCUGGCGACUACGGCAGCGACGUUUCCCACUUGAACCUGCACAAAACGUUCUGCAUUCCGCAUGGGGGCGGCGGGCCUGGAAUGGGGCCCAUUGGGGUCAAGUCGCAUUUAGCCUCCUUCCUCCCAGGCCAUCCAGUGGUCAAUCCUUUGGGGGCCAACUCACUCUCCUAUGAGGUUGUGAGUGCCGCCCCGUUUGGCUCUAGCGCGAUUUUGCCAAUUUCGUGGGCCUACAUAAAAAUGAUGGGCUCUAGAGGACUGAGAAGGGCCACGCAGGUGGCCAUUUUGAACGCUAACUAUAUGGCCAAAGUCCUGGAGCCCUACUAUCCAACGCUGUUCAAAAGCGCCACUUCGCAACUAGUGGCGCAUGAAUUUAUCAUUGAUAUUCGAGAGUUUAAAAAGUCGGCCAACAUCGAAGCUGCUGAUGUAGCCAAGAGACUGAUGGAUUAUAGCUUCCAUGCCCCGACCAUGUCUUGGCCAGUGCCCGGGACUUUGAUGAUAGAACCCACAGAAUCCGAAGACAAACAGGAGCUGGACCGGUUUUGUGAGGCGCUGAUUUCCAUCCGGCAGGAAAUCAAAGACAUUGAAGAGGGCAAGAUGGACAUUCGAGUGAAUCCUCUGAAGAUGGCUCCUCACACGCAGGAGCAAGUGAUCAGCAGCAUUUGGGAAAGGCCCUAUACGAGGGAACAGGCGGCGUUUCCAGCCCCUUUUGUCAAGCCCGAACUGAAGGUUUGGCCUACAGUGGCGAGGAUCGAUGAUAUUUAUGGGGAUAAGCACUUGGUGUGCACGUGUCCGCCCAUUUUGGAUCAGUACAAUUAUUAAUUGGGGUUUUUUGUGCAUUUCUAUGGACAGUUUUCAAUGUUUAAUGUUGAAAAUACAAGUACAAGUAUAUAAA
Dendroctonus ponderosae (mountain pine beetle) is the source of this 2643-nucleotide messenger RNA. Its product is annotated as glycine dehydrogenase (decarboxylating), mitochondrial. Gene Ontology annotation, cellular component: glycine cleavage complex; mitochondrion. Bases 78 to 2570 code for a protein of 830 amino acids. Lineage: Eukaryota; Metazoa; Arthropoda; Insecta; Coleoptera; Curculionidae. Gene Ontology annotation, biological process: glycine decarboxylation via glycine cleavage system. Gene Ontology annotation, molecular function: lyase activity; pyridoxal phosphate binding; glycine dehydrogenase (decarboxylating) activity. The record is from RefSeq and is a predicted model, not a curated record. The transcript has 4 exons.